ACACAAUCGGUCCGCUGGUACGUGAACGCAGCACUGCUAUCUCCGUGGCGAUGCAGCGGAACUGUGAUGCAAUCUGUCGCAAGGAUUUAAGUUUAUGUCCAUAACAUUGAUCAAUGGUUAUGUUUGAGGUGUCGCUUCGCGUUAUACAGACGCUUGGAUUUCAGGGAGAUACGUUUUCUUUUUAUCAGCCAAACGGCAAUUUUAACACCUUGGUUUUCUCACUUUAGCUUCUGUUAGCACGCUAGCAACCACCAAUAAUUGGUAUAUUUUGUAUCUUACUCCACGUUCGCGAAGUUUAUGUUAACAGUGACACCCUUAAAUUAGGCCCGUGUGGAGGAACACCAAAAUUUUAACUUCUGCGUUUCUGUCAGGCAAUUAGCACCAGUAUAGGUCCGAGUCGUUCUGACAUGUUUUAAAGGUCCGGGGACAGAUCACAACAUCCCCACAUACGUGUACCUGGACCUUGGAUCUCAUGGCGACUGCUGCCCCACCAUCUCCCGGCGCCGCUCCCUCCGAGGCGCCGAACCCGAGCACCAGCGGGGCCAGCGUGAAUAAUGACAGUGGAAGCCAGGACAGCACGUUCGAGUGUAAUAUUUGCCUUGACACGUCUAAAGAUGCAGUGAUCAGCCUCUGUGGGCAUCUUUUCUGUUGGCCAUGCUUGCAUCAGUGGUUGGAGACCAGGCCAAACAGACAAGUUUGUCCAGUGUGCAAAGCUGGAAUCAGCAGAGACAAAGUAAUCCCCUUGUAUGGGCGAGGAAGCACUGCCCAGCAGGACCCGAGGGAACGAACACCUCCACGACCACAAGGACAGAGGCCAGAGCCUGAAAACCGUGGCGGUUUUCAGGGUUUUGGAUUUGGAGAUGGAGGAUUUCAGAUGUCGUUUGGGAUCGGUGCCUUCCCGUUUGGUAUUUUCGCCACUGCUUUUAACAUUAACGACGGCAGACCACCACCAGCAGCCCCAGGGACACCACAACACACGGAUGAGCAGUUUCUGUCGAGACUUUUCCUCUUUGUAGCGCUGGUGAUUAUGUUUUGGCUGCUCAUUGCCUAAUGGACUGCAUACCAAAUACACAUCAUUGUGUUGGACAAACAGAAAAAGCAAGAUCCACUGGAAGGAAAAAACAUACCAUGCAUUGUGUGGAUUUCAAUUUAUGAAUGGGGUCACCGUAUUGAAUACUUUCCUGUGAAAAGGGUGCAAUAUGUUGCUUGUCUAACCACUACCUGAAACUGUAGAUUAUUUGGCUGCUCAUUGUUUAGAAUUUAGUUGAGUUUUCUCAACGAGCCUCAAUCCAGAUUGAUUUUGACUUUUGCAUUUCAAUGAACUGUGGAAUCAAUUUCUCAGCGAAUGUGAGGUAAUAAAACGAAACAGGACAGAUAAGAGGAAGCCAAUUCUGUAAAUGAAUUUUAUUGUAAAACAAACAUUUAACAAUUUGCACUAAAGAGUUUUCUGUUGAGUCUUAUAAAUUGAUACAGAAGAACCUCAACUUAAUAUAGACUCAACAUAAUCACAAACAACCUUUAACUGCCAAAUUGAAGGAAAUUAGUCUAUUAAUAUCUAUUGUCGGACUAAACCGCCAGACUGUAAACCAGAGGAUAUUUGUUCAUGUUUCAGGUUUUACUUGAGUAAAACACGACUGUAUAAAAAUGGCUGAUAACUAGGUCAGAACAUAAAAUCGAAAUAAAAACUCCUUGGUAUAUCAGUCGAUGUAUUUCUUUUAACAGAGGCCUACUUUCCAUGUUUUGUCUGAUCUGGUAAAAGAGAAGUGCUACUUACCCUAAUGGAUGAGAGAAAAUGUAAUCUAAGGGAAAGAGUUGGGCAGAGGAAAAUUGUUACAUUGACUGUUUUUAUUAUACCAAUUUAAAAACUAGAAAGCAGAUCUGGAAUAUGGUAUGUAUUAUUAAAAAUCUUGAUAUAACAACAUAGCUAAACAGUAGUCAUUUAGCCAUGUGAUAUACUUGAAAUAUUUAUUCAAGUAUUCGCUUUUUUAACUCUGCAGCUAUCCUCUUGAUCAACACCUAUUUAAAAUAUAAAUGUUCUGAUAGCUCGAAUCUGUAUUAACUGUAUUUAAAGAUGGGACAAAUAAAGGAUAUCGGAGCCAUUCACAUAUGCCUCAAACACAUUUUAAUAUAGCAAUACGAUUUGGAUUUCUAUAAAAAUAUGGACUUUAAAUCACAACCUUUGUUAGCAAAAUGUAAACUAUUGGGGUUUGGUUUUCCAAAAAAAGGCCCACUGAUUAAUGAUAAGCAUAUAAGCCUACAUAGUCACUUAUUUA
Messenger RNA from Gadus chalcogrammus (walleye pollock), 2273 nucleotides. RefSeq names its product ring finger protein 185 (gene rnf185). Gene Ontology annotation, molecular function: ubiquitin-like protein conjugating enzyme binding; ubiquitin protein ligase activity; metal ion binding. Gene Ontology annotation, biological process: ubiquitin-dependent protein catabolic process. The transcript is spliced from 6 exons. NCBI's taxonomy places the organism in Eukaryota, Metazoa, Chordata, Actinopteri, Gadiformes, Gadidae. The record is from RefSeq and is a predicted model, not a curated record. Bases 473 to 1051 code for a protein of 192 amino acids. Gene Ontology annotation, cellular component: endoplasmic reticulum.